CUCAUCCCCUCUCUCGCCGGCCCUCUCCUCCACCCCUCCACCCCCUCCUCUUCUUCCUCUUCCUCGCUGUCUUCCUUUCUUCCUCCCCAUUUUCUCACUCCCUCUACUCCUAUUUUUAAUCUCCCCACCCUUCCCUCCCCCCACCGGGCUCUCCAUGCCUGGUAUCGGCUCCGGCGUCUAAGUCCGCAACACAGCUCCAGUUUGAACCAUGCCGAUCCGUCCGUUGGAUGAAUGGGCCGCUACCCGCACCCAACAUCUCCCCCUCUCCGCCCUCAAAGGAGCGGUUGUCGGUAUCGAUGCGUCGCACUACAUUUCUCAACACCUCCUCCAACCCUCCACACGCGAGCCCCUUCUGAUCGCCCUGGGUGGCUUCCCGUUCGCACUCAAGAGCAACAUCGAGAAAGAAUUGCAGGUCUAUAAGGAUCUGGGCGUGGGCUGUAUUUUCGUGUUCAACGGUCUCGACUUUGGCAAAAAGGAUCAACGACCCCACGUGCAGCAGGAGUCGGUCCGGGCAUUCGAGCAGGCCUGGGACCUCUACGAUCAACAACAGGCCGAUCAAGUGGUGGACGCAUUCAGCAGCGCGGGUACGACACUAGUUCUGGUUCUUGAAGCGCGUGUCUGACUGUCCUCUGUCCUAGGCACCCCUCGUCCCGAGUCCCUCUACCAAUUUUUGCAGCGAAUUCUCCUCCAACAUGGCAUCGACUAUAUUGUGGCCCCAUAUAGUGCUGCCGCUCAGGUACG
Messenger RNA from Aspergillus sclerotioniger CBS 115572, 741 nucleotides. RefSeq lists its product as uncharacterized. Gene Ontology annotation, molecular function: nuclease activity. NCBI's taxonomy places the organism in Eukaryota, Fungi, Ascomycota, Eurotiomycetes, Eurotiales, Aspergillaceae. Bases 209 to 622 code for a protein of 137 amino acids. The transcript is spliced from 2 exons. The record is from RefSeq and is a predicted model, not a curated record.